This is a messenger RNA of Aspergillus aculeatinus CBS 121060, 1089 nucleotides long. RefSeq lists its product as uncharacterized. The record is from RefSeq and is a predicted model, not a curated record. Lineage: Eukaryota; Fungi; Ascomycota; Eurotiomycetes; Eurotiales; Aspergillaceae. The coding region runs from base 64 to 774 and encodes 236 amino acids. The transcript has a single exon.
GGAUAUUAGGCACCUCGCAUAGCAAGUGAUCCAUCGCAGCCAUCAUCCUGUUAUAACUGCAACAUGAACCUCUUAGUCCCGCUUGCUGCUCUAUGUCGCGGUCGACGUCCUCGCAACCGGGACACAAGGCCGUCCACGGAGCGGCGCUCCCCGGCGCAAUGGGAGAAGUCCCAAGCCGCACGACGCGAGACGUUACCGCCAGAGUAUUCGAGUGUCAGGACCGAUUCAUUGCCGGCGUAUCAACACAAGCCGCGACGGCAAAAGCAAAAGCAACAGCCAAACCCGACAGAAGAACCAUCAGUACCACGACAUCUUCAAAGCACGAAGCCAUUGAACGACGCCCUCAUACCCGACGACCGAGUCCAACACUCGGAUAUCGAACAGCACGCACUUGCGCACUACGACUAUGUCUACGCCAUCAUCGUCCAGUCCCCCGACGGGACAACCCGCCUCCGUCGCCAGAUGGUACUCCCCUUCAACGUGGACGUGGACAUCAUGUGCGACGAGACGUGUCGCCGGCUCGGCGCUCCGAUCCAGCCCUACUACGGAGCCGCACUCACGGCGAUUCCGGGCUAUCCGGACCUCAAACCGGUAGGAACGGCGGAAGUGGAGUGGUCGUUUUGCGGCCAGUGCCAGACGCAUCGCACGACGUUCCAUGUGGUCCGCGAUCUCGAUGCGGACUUUGUGUUGGGGAGGCCUACGAUCCGCCACCUGGAGCUGGAGAGGAUGGAUUCGGCAGUUGCGGAGAGAUUGCACGCCUCAGAAGUGCGGUGAUUAGGAAAUUUCGUUGUGUGGUCUUGCUUUGCUGGAUAGAAUGGGUGGUUCGGCUUCUUGUCCGUUUCAAAUGUUGUUUUUUUCCGUUGUGGUAUAUGUUAUGGUGGCCGGUUUCGAGAGGAGAUAUAGUGAGGUCUAACUAAGCAAUCCGCAGGCUAGUGAGAGGAGAGGGUUCUGGAUACGGAUGGAUAUAUUUGUUUCUGUGUGCGCUCUCUCGCGUGAUAGCGCGAAAGUUCUAGCCUUUGCUACAGUUGCUUCUGCGAGGAGGAUACAGGGGACUGAAUGUGCCAUCACUUGGCAGGCUGACAGUGCGGG